GCUGUAACGGGCGGGGUUUCCUUCUUGCUCCUGUACCAUGUUUGAGAUGUCUCCUUAACAACCGAUGCGAGAGUCAAACAGGAGAAGUUUUCUUCGGAAAAACGUUUGGAGUCGGAAUGGCUGGGACUGGUGAGGGAAAGAAGGAAGAGGCCGACUACAAGAGACUGCACAGCUUCCCUCUCAUCAGACACACAGACAUGCCAGAGGAAAUGAGGGUUGAGACCAUGGAGUUGUGUGUAACAGCCUGUGAGAAAUUUGCUACCAAUAACGAAAGCGCAGCUAAGAUGAUAAAGGAGUCCAUGGAUAAGAAGUUUGGAAGCUCGUGGCACGUGGUGAUUGGCGAGGGCUUCGGCUUCGAGGUCACACACGAAGUGAAGAACCUGCUUUACAUGUUUUUCGGUGGGAGCCUGGCUGUCUGCGUGUGGAAGUGCUCUUAGCGCCUCUCCCCUCCGUGCCCUCUGCCCCGCCGGCGUGCUCACCACGCUGGGAAUCGACGCCGGCUCCGUUUCACCCGCGGCAGAUCAGUUCGUCCGAGCUACCAGCCACUGUGGCAGAGAAAGGAAGUACUUGUUCAUAAAUAAAAUACCGUUAUUUCACCUUUCAGACUUUGACUGCCACUUUGGUCUGGUAGAGGUAAAAAAAAAAAAAAGCUUCAUUCCUUUUUUCUUUUUGCUACUGAUCAUUUUUAAUUUUUUUUACCCUUCAUUUAAGCCAUCUUCUGUUCUUGAACGUCACUUUGAAUGCUUGCAAGCUUGCAUGUUCAAGUAAUUAAAAAAAAAAAAACAACACACAGCCAGCCAGGGUCUCCAAAGUCCUUUUUCCUUCUUUUUUCUUCAGGGGAGUGCAUGUGUGUGUCAAUGACUGAUUUCCAUGAUGGUGUGUGCUGGACACACAUUUUUUCCGCCCCUUAAGGACCUUAUAUUGCCACUUUCCUCCUUAGUUUCGUGCGGCAUUUAUUUGAACGUUUUUCCCRUCCACGUCGUCCAAAAUGUUUCACACGUGUCUUUCUCUCUACAACAGCACUACUUUCAAUAAAUUUUGUAAGAUUUU
This is a messenger RNA of Poecilia reticulata (guppy), 1050 nucleotides long. RefSeq names its product dynein axonemal light chain 4. The record is from RefSeq and is a predicted model, not a curated record. Gene Ontology annotation, cellular component: dynein complex. Gene Ontology annotation, biological process: microtubule-based process. Lineage: Eukaryota; Metazoa; Chordata; Actinopteri; Cyprinodontiformes; Poeciliidae.